Molecule: messenger RNA, 471 nt
Organism: Clonostachys solani
Lineage: Eukaryota; Fungi; Ascomycota; Sordariomycetes; Hypocreales; Bionectriaceae
Source: the annotation of a GenBank genome assembly
AUGAACGCUGCUAAUGACAUCCAUAUUCUUGUUGUCGAUAGAAUGCCAGUUGAAGUGCUCCUUGUAAAAGUCGAAGACUACUCCAAUGUUGCCGAAUACUUGGUUCACUGCUUUGUCCUUGACAUCGGGCUCGCCCUCGGAUCGGAUAAGUUGCCCAGGAAGAUCGCUCUCGUCAAAGCUGUGCUUGGCGUCGUGGACCGCUCGGUAGUAGCUUUCUUUAGGAUCUUUAUCCUUGCCUUCGCCGUCGAAGGCCGGUUUCUGCUCGGUUGGUACAGCUGUGGAGGUCCACAAUCACGGAGGAGUUCAAACAACCUAGACCUGCUUGCGAGAUUCUCACGCGGCCAAGCACUUGCUGGAGGUGCUCAAGGUCUCGGCGAGCCCGAGAACGGGUGGUCUCAUCCGCUUUGUCUGAGUCGGCGACAUGUCGUAGCAGCGCGUCGGGCACAAUUCGACGGCGAGCUGGGGCCUUAG